Messenger RNA from Exserohilum turcica Et28A, 432 nucleotides. RefSeq lists its product as uncharacterized. Gene Ontology annotation, biological process: mRNA splicing, via spliceosome. Gene Ontology annotation, cellular component: U5 snRNP; U4/U6 x U5 tri-snRNP complex; spliceosomal complex. The record is from RefSeq and is a predicted model, not a curated record. The coding region runs from base 1 to 432 and encodes 143 amino acids. Lineage: Eukaryota; Fungi; Ascomycota; Dothideomycetes; Pleosporales; Pleosporaceae. The transcript is spliced from 2 exons.
AUGGGCUCCGUAAUGCUGCAGCACCUCCCGUCCGCCUGGCACGUGGACCAAGCGAUAGUCCACGAAGAGCGACGCAUAGUCUGCAUCCGGUUCGGCAACGACGCGAACCCCGAGUGCAUGGACAUGGACGAGAAGCUGUACAAGAUUGUGGAUGCAGUCAAAGAAUGGGUUGUUAUCUAUCUUGUUGAUAUCCAGCAAGUCCCCGAUUUCAACGCCAUGUACGAAAUCUACGACGCAUGCACCGUCAUGUUUUUCUGGCGCAACAAACACAUCCAGGUGGAUUUUGGCACGGGCAACAACAACAAGAUUAAUUUCCCCAUUGGCGACAAGCAGGAGCUGGUGGAUAUACUCGAGGCCGUGUAUCGCGGCGCGAGCAAGGGCAAGGGUCUGGUGGUUAGUCCGAGGGAUUAUUCUACAAAGUGGGCUUAUUAG